GCUCAGCCGCAUGGCCGUCUAAGAUCAUGUGGAGUCGACAUUUAUUCCUACGACAGUCCACUCAAUUGCCCACCUCGCGAUAAUGUCGAGCCCAAGCAACACAAAGGCGGCACCCCUUACCGUCCCCACCCGCCAGAACCUGGAUCGCCUGUCCGAGUCAUCUACCGGCGACUGGGAGCGCGGUCGUUCCUCCCAGAACGCCCGCAGCCCGACCCAGCCCUCCACCAUCGAGGCCCAUAUGAAGAGCAUGAGUCUCAGCAAAGCUGCGGCCGCCCCCUCCUCCGGCUCAGCCACCAGACCUGCGGCCCCUUCUUCUAUCGCAAGCGUUGGCAGCACUGGGAGCGCGUCCGGAUCGGCGGCAGCGCGCACAAACCUCUUCCCGCGUCAGCAGCGUGAGGGCUACGGAUUCCGCCCCGCGAGCGGCACAUCUACCCCUGUUCCGCUCACCUCGCCGCCUGCGGGCGAGGUCGAACCCGAGUACCCGGAGGGCUCGGCGGAACUGGACGCGCAGUUCAACGACGACGUGCGCGCCGCGCUCCAGCAGCCCGCAUCCCUGGCAGUUGGCGCCAAUGCCCUCAUCCCCGAGGGCGGGAUUGCCGACGCCGAAGGUCUCGGAUGGCCUGCCAAGCGCACGCACCUCCGCCUCCACUCGACGCCCGAGGAGAAGGCCGCCAACCUCGAGGUGCUUGCUGGGGCGCUGCGCACGGUCCUCGAGUGCAUCGGCGAAGACCCAGACCGCGAGGGCUUACAGCGCACGCCGGAACGCUACGCUAAGGCUCUUAUGUGGAUGACCAAGGGGUACGAGGAGCGGCUGGUCGACGUAAUCAACGACGCUGUCUUUGCCGAAGACCACGAGGAGAUGGUCAUCGUCCGCGACAUAGACGUGUUUUCGCUUUGCGAGCACCAUCUGGUCCCCUUCACUGGCAAGAUCAGCAUCGGGUACAUCCCCAACAAGCUCGUGCUGGGCCUUAGCAAGCUGGCACGCAUUGCCGAGACCUUCUCCCGCCGCCUCCAGGUCCAGGAGCGUCUGACGCGGCAGGUCGCCCUUGCGAUCAUGGAGGCCAUCAGGCCUCGUGGCGUCGCCGUCGUUAUGGAGGCUACGCACAUGUGCAUGUCGAUGCGCGGCGUCCAGAAGCCCGGCGCGACGACCGUCACGUCUACCAUGCUUGGGUGCUUCCGGACUCAACAGAAGACGCGUGAGGAGUUCCUCACACUCAUCCGCAGCCCAAGCAUGACGAGGCAUUAAACGUUGAAUGUGGAUGCUAGAGGUGAGGCGCGUGAUUCGCUCCGCGCCCACCUGCUCCGUCGUAUUCAGCAUAUCUAUCCGUCUAAACUCAACUCUUAGGAUUUUUUCGCAAGUAGUAGUAGAAGUGCUGCUGCUGCUGGGGUGUACACUCAUCUGUACGAUGUAUCUUGCUGUAUGACUUU
Molecule: messenger RNA, 1428 nt
Organism: Cutaneotrichosporon oleaginosum
Lineage: Eukaryota; Fungi; Basidiomycota; Tremellomycetes; Trichosporonales; Trichosporonaceae
Biological process (GO): tetrahydrofolate biosynthetic process; tetrahydrobiopterin biosynthetic process
Cellular component (GO): cytoplasm
Molecular function (GO): zinc ion binding; GTP cyclohydrolase I activity; GTP binding
Source: RefSeq, a predicted model, not a curated record